Messenger RNA from Balaenoptera ricei (Rice's whale), 5047 nucleotides. RefSeq names its product ATP binding cassette subfamily C member 10 (gene ABCC10). Gene Ontology annotation, cellular component: membrane. Gene Ontology annotation, molecular function: ATP hydrolysis activity; ABC-type transporter activity; ATP binding. The transcript is spliced from 22 exons. Bases 125 to 4708 code for a protein of 1527 amino acids. Gene Ontology annotation, biological process: transmembrane transport. Lineage: Eukaryota; Metazoa; Chordata; Mammalia; Artiodactyla; Balaenopteridae. The record is from RefSeq and is a predicted model, not a curated record.
AGAUCUCUGGGGGCGGGGAUGCAGGGAGUGGGAAAAGCGGAGCCCGGCUAGGUGACCAGUCCAGAAAGCCGCCUGCUCCUGGGAGCCAAAUCAACUCCCUUUCUACCGCUGAGGCGAGGCCUCCAUGGAGCGGUUCCUGGCCCAGUUGUGCGGCACCAGCGCGUUGCAGCCGCUGCCUGUGUGGGAGGGGGACACCACCGGCCACUGCUUCACCCAGCUGGUGCUCAGCGCCCUGCCCCACGCGCUCCUCGCUGUGCUCAGUGCCUGCCACUGGGGCAACCCGAGGAAUCCAGGUUACAUCCCACGCUGCAGUCCUGGCUGGCGGGUCCGACUUGCAGCCUCCUUCGUGCUCUCCAUUUUUCCACUGCUAGACCUCUUUCCGGUCGUUUUGCCACCAGGGGCAGGCCCAGGGCCCAUAGGGCUAGAGGUGCUGGCCGGGGGCGUGUCAGCUGUGGCCUGGAUCAGCCACAGCCUGGCCCUGUGGGUGUUGGCUCAUUCCCCUCAUGGCCGCUCCCGGGGGCCCUUGGCCUUGACUCUGACUGCCUUCCUGCCAGCCCCAGCCCUAGUGCUGACCCUGCUAUGGCACUGCCAGCGAGGCACACUUCUGCCUCCACUUCUCCCAGGGCCCCUCUCCCGCCUAUGCCUUCUCAUCCUGCAGCUGGCUGCACUCUUGGCCUAUGGACUGGGCUGGGCAGUCCCUGGGCGGCCACAGGAACCCUGGGCCCAGGAGCCCCUCCUCUCCGAGGGACAGGAACCCGAGGUAGCUGAAGAUGGGGAGAGCUGGCUGUCACGCUUUUCCUAUGCCUGGCUGGCACCAUUGCUGGCCCGUGGGGCCCGUGGAGAGCUCCGGCAGCCCCAGGACACUUGCCGCCUCCCCGACAGGCUGCACCCAACCUACCUAGCCCGUGUCUUCCAGGCACAAUGGCAGGAGGGGGCCCGAAUGUGGAGGGCCCUGUAUGGGGCCUUGGGGCAGCGCUACCUGGCACUUGGACUGCUGAAGCUGGUGGGGACCAUGCUGGGAUUCUCAGGACCCUUGCUACUGUCCCUACUGGUGGGCUUCCUGGAGGAGGGGCAGGAGCCUCUAAGCAAUGGCCUGCUCUAUGCCCUGGGGCUGGCCGGUGGGGCCGUUCUGGGCGCCGUGCUGCAGAAUCAGUAUGGGUAUGAGGUGCGGAAGGUGACACUUCAGGCACGGGGGGCUGUGCUGAACAUCCUGUACCGAAAGGCUUUACAGCUGGGGCCCAGACGCCCUCCUUCUGGGGAGGUCCUGAACCUACUAGGCACCGACUCUGAGCGGCUGCUCAACUUUGCUGGGAGCUUCCAUGAGGCCUGGGGCCUGCCCCUGCAGCUGGCCAUUACCCUCUACCUGCUGCACCAGCAGGUGGAUGUGGCCUUCGUGGGUGGUCUGAUCCUGGCACUGCUGCUGGUUCCCGUCAACAAAGUGAUUGCCACCCGAAUCAUGGCCAGCAACCAGGAGAUGCUACAGCACAAGGAUGCGCGGGUUAAGCUCGUGACAGAGCUGCUGAGUGGCAUUCGUGUCAUCAAGUUCUUCGGGUGGGAGCAGGCGCUGGGGGCCCGUGUAGAGGCCUGCCGAGCUCGAGAGCUGGGGCGACUCUGGGUCAUCAAGUACCUGGAUGCAGCCUGUGUGUACCUGUGGGCUGCCCUGCCAGUCGUCAUCUCCAUCGUCAUCUUCAUCACCUACGUCCUCAUGGGGCACCAGCUCACUGCCACCAAGGUGUUCACGGCCCUGGCACUGGUGCACAUGCUUAUUCUUCCCCUCAACAACUUCCCUUGGGUGAUCAAUGGCCUCCUGGAGGCCAAAGUGUCCCUGGACCGGAUCCAGCGUUUCCUCGACCUUCCCAACCACAGCCCCCAGGCCUACUACAGCCCAGAUCCUCCGACAGAGCCAUCUACAGCCUUGGAGCUACAUGAAGCCCUCUUCUCCUGGGACCCAGUUGGAACCAGCCAGGAGACCUUCAUCAGUCACCUCGAAGUGAAGAAGGGUAUGCUGGUGGGCAUCGUGGGGAAGGUGGGCUGCGGGAAGAGCUCACUGCUGGCUGCCAUCGCGGGAGAGCUGCACAGGCAGCGUGGGCGGGUGGCAGUGUGGAGGCUGUCCAAAGGCUUUGGCCUGGCCACCCAGGAACCCUGGAUCCAGUUUGCCACCAUCCGAGACAACAUCCUCUUUGGGAAGACGUUUGAUGCCCAGCUGUACAAGGAAGUGCUGGAAGCCUGUGCCCUCGACGAUGACCUCAGCAUCCUGCCUGCUGGGGACCAGACAGAGGUGGGGGAGAAGGGUGUGACCCUCAGCGGGGGACAGCGUGCCCGGAUUGCCCUUGCUCGUGCCGUCUACCAGGAAAAGGAGCUCUAUCUCCUCGAUGACCCUCUGGCCGCCGUGGAUGCGGACGUGGCCAACCACCUGCUGCACAGGUGCAUCCUGGGAGUGCUGAGCCACACCACGCGGCUGCUGUGCACCCACCGCACCGAGUACCUGGAGAGGGCUGACGUGGUGCUGCUCAUGGAGGCUGGGCGCCUCGUCCAGGCUGGGCCCCCCUCUGAGAUCCUGCCAUUGGUACAAGCUGCCCCCAAAGCCUGGGCUGAGGAUGGACAAGAGUCUGACCCAGUCACAGCCCAGUCAGUACAGAACCCAGAGAAAACAAAGGAGGGGCUGGAGGUGGAGGAGAGCACGUCUGGCCGCCUGCUGCAGGAAGAAAGCAAGAAGGAGGGCGCCGUGGCCUUCCACGUGUACCGCGCAUACUGGAGGGCCAUGGGCUGGGGCUUGGCCCUCGCCAUCCUCUUCUCUCUGCUCCUCAUGCAAGCAACCAGGAACUCGGCUGACUGGUGGCUCUCCCACUGGAUCUCUCAGCUGGAGGCUGCCAAGAAUAGCUCCCAGGAGGCGCCAGCUCCCAGCAGCCUGGGCUCCGCAGGGCCACUGUCUGCCCAGUUGCUCUCCUUCUCCCCCGGAAGCCUCUACACCUCAGUGUUCCCACUGCCCAAAGCUGCCCCCAAUGGCUCCUCAGACAUCCGUUUUUACCUCACCGUGUAUGCGACCAUUGCUGGCGUCAACUCCCUCUGCACCCUUCUCCGGGCAGUGCUCUUUGCAGCGGGCACCCUCCGAGCAGCUGCCACCCUGCACCACCGCCUGCUGAGUCGAGUCCUCAUGGCGCCAGUGACUUUCUUCGACUCCACGCCCACGGGCCGGGUCCUCAACCGCUUUUCCUCCGACGUGGCCUGUGCGGAUGACAGCCUGCCCUUCAUCCUCAACAUCCUCCUGGCCAACGCGGCAGGCCUGCUGGGCCUUCUGGCUGUGCUGGGCUCUGGCCUGCCCUGGCUGCUGCUGCUGCUGCCGCCUUUGAGCCUCAUCCACUGUCGCGUGCAGCGCCACUACAGGGCCUCCUCGAGGGAGCUGCGGCGCCUGGGCAGCCUCACCCUGUCUCCUCUCUACACCCACCUGGCCGACACCUUGGCCGGCCUCCCUGUGCUCCGGGCCACCGGCACCACCCACAGGUGUGUGAGGUCCGCCUCCUCCAACCAGUGCGAGGUCAGCUCCGAGGAGGAGGCAUUCUACGGGCAGGGAGUCUGGACGGGUCGGUGCAGCUGUGGCGUGGCCUCCCCCAGGUUUGAGGAGGAGAACCAGAGACUCCUGGAGCUAAACCAGAGGUGCCAGUUUGCUGCCAGCGCCACGAUGCAGUGGCUGGACAUUCGGCUACAGUUCAUGGGGGCCGCAGUGGUCAGCGCCAUCGCAGGCAUCGCCCUGGUGCAGCACCAGCAGGGCCUCGCCAACCCAGGACUCGUGGGCCUGUCACUGUCCUACGCCCUGUCCCUGACGGGCCUGCUCUCCGGCUUGGUGAGCAGCUUCACACAGACAGAAGCCAUGCUGGUGAGCGUCGAGCGGCUGGAGGAAUACUCCUGUGACCUGCCCCAGGAGCCCCAGGGCCAGCGGCCGCAGCUGGGCAUUGGCUGGCUGAGCCAGGGGAGCGUGGAGUUCCAGGAUGUGGUGUUGGUGUACCGGCCAGGGCUGCCCAAUGCCCUGGAUGGGGUGACCUUCUGCGUACAGCCUGGAGAGAAGCUGGGCAUCGUGGGCCGCACGGGCUCUGGCAAGUCUUCCCUGUUGUUGGUGCUCUUUCGGCUGCUAGAGCCCAGUUCUGGGCGAGUGCUGCUGGACGGCGUGGACACCAGCCAGCUGGAGCUGGCCGAGCUCAGAUCCCAGCUGGCUAUCAUCCCCCAGGAACCCUUUUUGUUCAGUGGAACUGUUCGGGAAAACCUGGACCCCCGGGGUCUGUAUGAGGACAGGGCCCUGUGGCAGGCCCUGGAGCAGUGCCACCUGAGUGAGGUGAUCAUAUCUAUGGGUGGUCUGGAUGGUGAACUGGGCGAGGGGGGCCGGAGCUUAUCUCUGGGGCAGAGGCAGCUGCUGUGUCUGGCCAGGGCUCUCCUCACAGAUGCCAAGAUCUUGUGUAUCGACGAGGCCACAGCAAGCGUGGACCAGAAGACAGACCAGCUGCUCCAGCAGACCAUCUGUAAACGCUUUGCCAACAAGACAGUGCUGACCAUCGCCCACAGGCUCAACACGAUCCUGAACUCGGACCGGGUGCUGGUGCUGCAAGCCGGGAGGGUGGCGGAGCUGGACUCCCCCGCCGUCCUGCGCAGCCAGCCCCACUCACUGUUCCAGCAGCUGCUGCAGAGCAGCCAGCAGGGAGCCCGCUCUUCUCCCUGAGGGCCCCGAGUCCCCGCCCCACAGGGCCUCCCUCUGUCCUACCCACUGCUGCCUGGCACAGGGGGGGCCUGCCGCUUGUUUACACCCCUCUGUGGCUCUACCUCUCUCACCUCCGCAGAGGGGAAAAGGGUACCCUGGGUUCCUCUUUACAAACCACUCCUUCUCGGGGGCAGUGUCCCGCGGCUUCCCCAGAAGCAGGCCUCUGCUCUGGCCCUCUUGCGUCUGGGACUCCAGGCGGAUUUUUUCUGGCAAAGGAGCCCACAUGCACUUCCAUAGUUUUAUUUGAUAAAAUUCCCAUCUUACACUCUGUGUAUUAAAAAAAUAAUAUUUCUGGCAUGA